Folsomia candida is the source of this 2126-nucleotide messenger RNA. Its product is annotated as ankyrin repeat domain-containing protein 50. The record is from RefSeq and is a predicted model, not a curated record. Gene Ontology annotation, molecular function: protein binding. The transcript has 11 exons. The coding region runs from base 247 to 1635 and encodes 462 amino acids. Lineage: Eukaryota; Metazoa; Arthropoda; Collembola; Entomobryomorpha; Isotomidae.
CAAAACCCUCUUCAAUCUUUGACGAACCUUGUGUAAAAGUUUGUGACGAAAAUAUAUAACCGAACAAGAUGGACAAUAAGUUAAUACGCAGAUACAAGUUUUCAUAAAAGUAACAAAAAAUUUCUAUCUACCAUUUCUCCCUGGAAGUCAAACACUUUUUCAAAAACUUUCAUUUCUUCAAAGCCGUCAAGUUUUAUAAGUUAGUGCGCAAUUCAGAGUAAGCAAUUUCAAUAAUAAUCAUACACAAUGCCGUUGGAGUGCAUUUCCAAACCGUUGCAAAGGGAGCUGGCAGACUCCAUAAUUCGCCUUGCACAUCCAGACGACUUGCGAAUCUUGCUGGCUUGUGGGGCUAAAGUAAACGAGGCUGUGACACAGGGUCUGCGCCCAAUCCACUACGCGGUGUGGCAGCGAUACGCCGAGGCUGUGAAUCUCCUCCUCGUUCGAGGUUGCGACGUGAAUUCGACGGACGACUGCGGAUAUUCACCUCUGCAUCUGGCAGCGGAGCAUGGCUACAUCGAAAUGAUGAAGAUGCUGCUUGCGAACGGGGCAAAAACGGAUUACCGUGAACCCCUGGAGAAAGGCGUGCUUUAUCCACGGACCACGAUGAGCGAUGAACCGCUUCGUCUCGCCAUCAAGAAUAAUCACUACAACGCUGCGAGGAUUCUUCUGGACGCCAGAGCCGACCCCAACGCCCGCUACUUUUUUGGCUCCGAAAUCAACCUCGUUCCUCCUUUGGAUGUCGAGUACUUGGAUCUUCUGCUCAAUUAUGGGGCUUAUCCGGACUCGAGGGAUAGACAAGGACUUACCCAACUCAUGAGGGCUUGUCGACUCCCACAAGGGAUCGAGUCUGUCCUUUGUCUUAUUCAGCAUGGUGCAGAUGUCAACGCGAUGACGGACGAUCGUCACGACAAUCGGACCGUUCUCCACUACGCUGUCCUCUCUGGAAAUUUGGAAACGGUUUCUCUCAUCCUCAAGCAAGGGGCGAGGGUCAAUUUUGAUAAAGAAUUCCAAAAACCAACCCCACUCGAUUUGGCAAUACUCAAAGGAGACGUGGCCAUGGCUAAGUUGCUCAUCAGUGCAGGAGCGAAUGUGAACGCCUCGUCUCCCAUAAUCGGGUCACCACUUCACGUCGUGUCCUCGGAUAACAUCCCAAAUCGACUGGCUCUUCUUCAAGUGCUGCUCGAGAAGGGGGCAGACCCCAACCUCGUGGUUAUCAGUGAUGACGGGAUGCCUCUCAAGUCCCCGCUGGGCGAGUACAUUUCCUCCAACACCGAAUUGGACCCCAAGUUUGUCCGCCUCCUUUUGAAGUUUGGGGCCAGAGUGAUAAUCAAAUCUCAGUUCAGGGACCCUCUCGGAAUUCUCAACUGCCUCGCUAAUCUCGCCCAACACCACGACCUGUUCAACGAGGUUCUCGCUUCGGCGGAGGAUUUCGACCCGCCCAUAAUUCGGAGGUGUCCUGCCCUCUCAGCGGAGCAGAAGACGCACGUCCUCACCCUCUCGAAGACCCCGCUGUCCCUGAAACACCAGGCGAGAUUGUACUUGAGGGACACGUUAGGAAAAAAGCUCCCCUACGUCAUGUCCGAGCUGGGUCUGCCCAAGGUCCUCGUCAAGUAUGUACUCUUUGAAAUCAGAUAGAAGUACGUGAAUGGUGGGGAUGUGAGUCGAGGUUAAAAAUAUUUAAGUAACUUUUAUGCAAGUAUUUUACUCUUACUUUAAAAAUAACUAAAGCCUGACAGCCGCUCUUCUUGUUUUAUAACUUUUGUACGAGUUCAUUCGUAAUUUUAUAAAAUUGUCGAUCCAAACGAAAAGGAUCACCAUUGUUUCCUGCUGAAUUUUUUUUGAUAUUACGUAUUAAAGGGUUUACUUCUUCUUUUAGUCGUUAUAACUUUUCUCGUAAUUGUACCAGCAAUUUCUUGUAAUUACAAUUAAAAUUAAUAUGCCAACGCUCAUGAUCCAGUUUUUCGCUUGUUCGCAGUCGCAAUAAUUCAGCAACAUCUUGUAUUAGUUAUCUUGUUAAUUUCGCUGCUAAAUAGUAUUAUGACGACGAACUGUACACAUAUUUACAUCAUUCAUUCAUUCAUUAUACUGUUGUGCCAAUAAAUCUUUCUAGUCCAUCACCACCACCA